GCCAAUCACACACUUCGGCCGCUGUGCUCCAAGAUGGCGGCUUCCAGUGUUCCGUACAACACAUCAUCGCAUUUGAAAGCUAAAUAUCUUUAUCUCUCGACCGUUUAAACCCAUGAGGGGGCAGACCAGAAGGAGCCGAGCCGGCCUGAGUUGUCGCCGUUGAAACACGGAAACGGUUUCCCCCUGUGGUUUGUUCAUGCGAGGACCCGGUGUCGGUGUCGGUCUGAAGGGGGUUGUGUUAUCCGAGUAUGGCCACCGAGAACAGGAUCAAUUUUUGGAGGAAAAACGCAAAGGUUCCCGGAAGUGUACAACCAGUUUAUGGAGCACAGCACCCACCCCUCGACCCGCGAUUGCGGCGCACGUAUCCCAAAGACACAAAGCCCAAGUUCAACAAUCUCAAGUCUAAAAAGGCCUCAAGCUUCCACGAGUUCGCCCGCAGCACCAACGAUGCUUGGGACAUUGACGAUGAGGAAGAUGAGGAUUUCCUCGGGUCCCCUGCCCCAGCUUCAUCCCUGCCAUCAGGCCUGCACUCUACGUCCACACAGAACCAGCAGCAGCAGCAGAAUCAGGUGGGUGACACAGAGAGCAGGACUUCACACAGACUGGCCUCUCCUGGCUCAGACGCUCAAAACCUCCAUGAUGUUCAGGAGGAAGAUGCAGACUGCGAGCACGUCAAUGGCAAGGUCGUCAAGUCUAACAGUGAGGCCCACCUCAACUCGUCCUCAGUUCGCUCCACGCUGCAGAAGCAGCAGUCACUCCCAGUUCGUCCCAUCAUCCCGCUGGUGGCUCGCAUCUCAGACCAGAACGCGUCAGGGGCACCACCCAUGACAGUGCGGGAGAAGAGUCGGCUGGACAAGUUCAAGCAUCUGCUUGCUAGUCCCAACACUGAUCUAGAGGAACUCCGGAAGCACAGCUGGUCAGGAAUUCCAAGAGAAGUCCGGCCGAUCACAUGGAGGCUUCUCUCUGGCUACCUGCCGGCCAACAAGGAGCGCAGAGAGCUGGUGCUGAAAAGGAAGCGAGAAGAAUACUUUGGUUUUAUAGAGCAGUAUUACCACUCCAGAACAGACGAGCACUAUAAAGACACAUACAGACAGAUCCACAUCGACAUUCCAAGAACCAACCCCCUGAUCCCCCUGUUCCAGCAGCCUGUUGUCCAAGAGGUGUUUGAGCGAAUCCUCUUUAUCUGGGCCAUCCGUCACCCAGCCAGUGGCUACGUCCAGGGAAUCAAUGAUCUGGUCACACCCUUCUUUGUUGUUUUCCUGUCUGAGUUUGUCACGGAGGAUGUGGAGAACUUUGAGGUGGCAGCGCUGCCUCUGGACACCCAGAGAAACAUCGAAGCUGAUAGCUUCUGGUGCAUGAGCAAGCUGCUGGAUGGAAUACAGGACAACUACACCUUCGCUCAGCCAGGAAUCCAGAACAAAGUGAAAGCUUUGGAGGAGCUGGUCAGCAGGAUAGAUGAGGACAUUCACAAUCAUUUCAAGAAGUAUGAGGUGGAGUACCUGCAGUUUGCUUUCCGGUGGAUGAACAAUCUUCUGAUGAGGGAGCUGCCCCUUCGUUGCACUAUCCGUCUCUGGGACACCUACCAGGCUGAAGCAGAGGGUUUCUCCCAUUUCCACCUCUACGUCUGUGCUGCUUUCCUCAUUGAGUGGCGCAAAGAAAUUCUCUCCAUGGUUGACUUUCAGGGCCUUCUCAUGCUACUGCAGAACGUUCCCACAAUCCACUGGGGGAACGAGGAAGUGGGUCUCCUCCUGGCUGAAGCUUACAGACUGAAGUACAUGUUUGCAGAUGCACCGAGCCACUACAAGAGAUAGACUCGGGGCGUCCACAUCACAGCAGACACAGUACUUUUAAACUUCAGAUGGAACCAGACUGUGACUGGAUGGACUCACACUGUCUGGCCAGAAAGUGUUGUCUCUGCGGUGACCUGGAAGAGACUGAUGUAUUCAAGUGCAGCUCCAGGAGACCUGCAGGGUGUAAUCUCAGAGCCACUAAACUUAUCCUGUGAAAAUGAAGUCCGCUGAGUAUCACACACUGGAUUUGGGUUUAUGGUGCAGCCGUAGAGCUCAGUGAAUAUGAGACUAUUUGCAGUCGACGCACUGCACCGUAUCAGUGGACUGUUACAGUAUGAAUAACCACAGCUAUGCCAUUUUGGUUUACUUGUACUGUUUUUGGUCAUGCAACAUUGAUUGUCUCUCAAGUGGAGUGUACACUCAGAGGUACAUGCUGUGAUACAAAGGGAUGAUGAAUGUUUGUGAAAUCAUCCUCUUAGUGAAAGAUGGUAUCUACAGAUUCUAUUUUUUUGCAGAUUUGUUUUAGUAGAUGUUUUACAAGGAAAGAAAUAAUUGGUUUAAGCCAGGCAACAACAACCUUGUCUCUUUUCAAACUGAUUUAGUCUGACACUGGACUUCGGGUUUCCCACACUUUUUCAGAUAAGAGAGCUUGUUUGUGAGUAGACAUACAGUAUAUUUUGGUUCAGGGUUACCAAAUCUGCACUGUACAAUCAACUCAUCAAAGUCCCGAGUUUUGGCCUCAAUCAGUCAGUUUAAUUAGUUGCCAGUUCUGAUAUUUUGGUUUGUAUUUAGGUAAAAGACCUAAGAGUAGCAUAUAGUAGGUACUGUUUUGGUUGAAGGUGGAGAAACUGGUCUGGUAUCAGUUUGCCUACCUGGUCCUGAAGAGUUUUUGGGAUUGGGAAAGAUUGUUUGGAAAAGCUCUGAGGCUCUUGGGUUCAGUUCAUAUGUCAACAAUGGUAAAAUUAAUAUUUUUACUGCCCCUGAAUAGAUCAGGAAAAUGUGAGAACUUCUGGAUUAAUGUCCCCGUUCAUAUGUCAGUUGAAAGAGAUAUAAUUUCAUGUUGGAACUGACUUAGAUGAAUCUAACUUUUAUUAUAUUUUAGACAAUUGAAAGACUGUUUUAGUUAGAGAUUGUGGCACAAGAUGAGACUGUGUUGAUUUUCCCAAAACUCAGUUUUUAUGCAUAACAAAGAGAAUAGAUGUCUUACAAAUGAUCUUAUGAUAGUCUGUGAAGUAUCUAAUUAAAAACCUGUGGCCACUGUAAAAACUACAUAUUAUAACAAGUAGUAAAAAUGUUCCAUUUCCUCAGUUUAGCAUAAUUGUUAAAUAAUAAUUGAGAUAUUUUUUUUAAUUGAGGAAGUGCCCCUGUCAAUGUUUGUUGGAAGACAUUUAGUCACACCAUCCUACCUGUGGACACAGUGCAGCUCAGAAUACAUGAUGAUGCCUUUGUUAUGAGCAUUUGUAAUGUACUCCAUCCUUUUAAUGUAACAUGGAUCAAUGCUUUGUCAUUAAUGCUUGUGUUUUAUAUUUGUUCCAGGUUCAGGUUAGGGUGCUCUCAUAUCUCCUGUGUUUAUUUGUAACUGCAUUUGUUGUGUGUGCGUGCUACUAUGACUCAUCUACCUUCAUUACCAGUGUUAAUUAUGACACAAUGUAUGUAUGAAGAAUCAAAAAACAUUAGCCUUUGGUAAACUCAGUCAUUCCUACCAUUAGAUGUGUGUAAGGGGUUUUGCUUCAGUCAUUUGCUUCAUGUGAAAAUCAGGAUUUAAAAUCACUGUGGACCAGAUGCCUGGCUGUUAUCCUGGUUAUUGUCAACUACAAGAAAUGUAUCUUUCAUGAAAAGUCUUAAAUCACAUCCAGAAAUUAUCCAGUCCCUCUGAAAUACGCUGUUUCAACUGUAGAUUGAAGUCUGAGUUACUUCAUGGCAUUAUAUUAAGUGAAAUGCUACUAAAGACACUGUGGUACUGAAGUAGACCUUUUUUUAUUUUUGGAAAAGUCUUACUUUCAUUUACCUUUUAUAUCUUAUAUCUAUGUUUAUAGCUCAUUCAUUGUCGGUUUUUGCAUUAUUGAGCCACCUGUACUCUUGUUUUGCUCACCUGAAACAUGUCAUGUUGUGAGUGUUACAGUUACAGUAUACCCUUAGCCUUGUGGUAGUUUUUCUUCAUUCAGGUGCAAUGACUGAUUGUUUCCCUGCCAUGAUGGUGUUGUUCACUCCAUGCUGUGUUCAUGUAAAGGUCACGUGUCCUCAGACAUGAUGUUGAUAACUAAAGGUUGACAAAAUGAAAAUGUGUUGAUUUGUUCCAGAAGUGUUCCUGCUGUUUUUUCAACAAUAACAUGCCAAUCGUUAUCUGGCUAAUACAAUCUGUGCUUCAAUAGUCAGUGCUGGCUUCAGGCUUUUAAAGGAAUAAUUAUUCAAUUAUUACAGUACCUGCUGUAUAUUAACUUUCUGUUUAUAUUAAACGAUUGUUAUACAAGUGCCAAAAUGAA
Seriola aureovittata is the source of this 4273-nucleotide messenger RNA. It is a transcript of the gene tbc1d22b, whose product is annotated as TBC1 domain family, member 22B. The transcript has 14 exons. Gene Ontology annotation, molecular function: GTPase activator activity. NCBI's taxonomy places the organism in Eukaryota, Metazoa, Chordata, Actinopteri, Carangiformes, Carangidae. Bases 249 to 1811 code for a protein of 520 amino acids. Gene Ontology annotation, biological process: activation of GTPase activity. The record is from RefSeq and is a predicted model, not a curated record.